Sugiyamaella lignohabitans is the source of this 591-nucleotide messenger RNA. RefSeq names its product carboxymethylenebutenolidase. The record is from RefSeq and is a predicted model, not a curated record. Lineage: Eukaryota; Fungi; Ascomycota; Dipodascomycetes; Dipodascales; Trichomonascaceae. Gene Ontology annotation, molecular function: hydrolase activity. The transcript has a single exon. The coding region runs from base 1 to 591 and encodes 196 amino acids.
AUGGGACCGGAAGCAUUGGAGUAUGACACCGAAGGUACUGAUUUGGGUAACAAAUACAAGGAAGACAAGCCAUUGGAGUCAUAUGACGAAGACAACAAGCUUACUAUUGACUAUUUACUAGGAUUGAAGACAUGCACAGGAAAGAUUGGUGCGACUGGUAUGUGUCUUGGAGGCCAUGUUGCGUUCCGUGCUGCUUUUGAUAAGAGAGUAGGAGCGGUGGUAACUUUCUUUGGUACCGACAUCCACUCCAGUACUCUCGGUACAACGUCCAACAGUCAAUUGCACUCCCUGAACAGAAUUCCAGAGAUUGAAGCAGAGUUGCUAGUUAUUUUUGGUACCAAAGACCCCCAUGUACCUCCAGAGGGUCGGGAUUUGAUCCGUUCCAAGCUCCGUCAGAGCAAUAUUGAAUUCUCGUUUCUCGAAGUUGCUGGUGCUCAACAUGCCUUUGUUAGAGACGAGUUCUCUAAGGGUCGAUUUGAUCCUGCUGUAACCAGCAUUGGCCUUAACAUGUUACUUGAGUUGUUUAACCGUAGACUCAAGCUAGACCUUGGACCCAAGGGAGAAGCUGGCAAGGUUGAGAAUGUAUGUUGA